Molecule: messenger RNA, 1026 nt
Organism: Henningerozyma blattae CBS 6284
Lineage: Eukaryota; Fungi; Ascomycota; Saccharomycetes; Saccharomycetales; Saccharomycetaceae
Exons: 1
Coding region: 1-1026 (341 amino acids)
Source: RefSeq, a predicted model, not a curated record
AUGGGGUAUGUGACGGUUGGAUAUCCCAGUAAAAAUAAAAAGCACAGAUUAAAUUUUAAUCAUGAAUUACACCCAAUUUAUUAUAACAAUGAUCAUGCUCAAAAAUUAAUACGAAAGUCAAAACUAUUAAAAUUAGAUUAUACAAGGUCAAGACCCAAGAAACAGAUAGAUGAUCCUAUUGUGCCUAUAGAAAUUAAACCCCCAGUUACUAUAAAUGGUUUACCAAACGAAUUAAUUCAAAGAAUUUUUAUCUUUAGUAAUGGUCAUUCCAGCAUGUGCUUAUUGAAUAAAAGAUAUAAUUCUAUUUUACAGCCUUCUACUCAUUUAAUACGACAAAUAAUUAUAUCUAAUUAUUUAUCACAUCAAAGUAUACCCAUCACAAAUGGCAAAGCAGCAGAUGAUGAGGAGGAGGAGGAAGGAGAUGAUGGAAAAGAUAAACAAAUAGAGUAUGAAGAUAAAAUAAUAUUGUCACUCGAUAUCUUUCAUAAAGAAAUUUUAUUUAAAUAUAUCACUAGUGAGUCAGGUUAUGAAUGGUUAAAAAGAUAUAAUUUCAUUAUCCAAGCUGAGAAAUAUCCAAUCGCUUAUCCACCAUUGUUUUAUAAAUACAUCGAAGUAUUUACAAAUACUCAAUUAAUGAAAUCAUUUAAAAAAAAAUUUGUUAUAAGUAAUAUCAUUGAAUUUAUUGAAAUUUUUACUGAUUGGUAUUUGCAAAAUGGUGGAACUCAAACUUCACAGUUAAAUUUGAAAAAAUAUUUCAAAACCAUUGAUAGAUAUAUUUAUUCAAAAAUUCCCAAUGAUAACAAUGAUGAUUUAGAAGAAAUAGAGCAAUUAUUUAUUGAAGGUUUAUUGAAUUCAAAUAAAACUUUAAAUUCAAAUAAAUUUUAUGUAUUAUUCGAUAAAUUUAUUGGGAAAUAUGGUAUUAAUCAUGUUAAUAAAAAAUGGUUAUGGGAUCAUGUAGUGAAACAUAGAGAUAGUAAUUUAAUACACAUUAUAGAGAAAUAUGGUGGUACUGCCAGAAUAGUUUAA